Candida albicans SC5314 is the source of this 2598-nucleotide messenger RNA. RefSeq lists its product as uncharacterized. Bases 1 to 2598 code for a protein of 865 amino acids. The transcript has a single exon. The record is from RefSeq and is a predicted model, not a curated record. Gene Ontology annotation, molecular function: calcium-activated cation channel activity. Lineage: Eukaryota; Fungi; Ascomycota; Pichiomycetes; Serinales; Debaryomycetaceae. Gene Ontology annotation, cellular component: plasma membrane.
AUGAUAGACAAUAUAAUCAAUAAUUUGCAAAUCAUACUACAGCAAAAUGAUGAUAAUUUUACAUCCCCUCACGACGAUGUGAUAUAUCGACCACAUUCUGCUCGUGUAGCACGAUAUCAAGUAAUAAUUGCAUCUACAUUGGGACUCACUGCCCUAUUACUAUUUUCUAUCUUACGAUUAAAAUAUCCCAAAAUAUAUGUGGCAAACUUUAAUCAUUUGAAUUUCAGUCUACAUUCGACCUCAAGAAGGAAUUUACCUGAAUUGCCUUCAAAUUCAUUAUUUGGUUGGAUUCCUACAGUUUACAAAAUUACUGAGCAAGAAAUUUUGGAACAUGCUGGAUUAGAUGCAGUUGUGUUUUUGGAAUUUUUUAAAAUGUGCAUUCGAAUAAUAAGCAUAUGUUUAGUAUUUGCCAUUAUUAUCAUAUCUCCUAUCAGAUACAAGUUUACAGGGAGAGUAGAUGAAGAUUAUCCCGACGAUGAUAGUGACAACGAUGACGAUGAUGGAAGUAAUAAUAAUGGUACCACAAUAAUUAAGCAUAUAGUGUCAGCUGGAAUUCUGGUGGCAAGUAAAAAUAACGAUGGAGAACAGUAUCAACAAUUUCUUUGGUUAUACACUAUUUUCACCUAUGUAUUUACAUUUGUUACUGUUUACUUUCUAUUCAAACAAACCAAUAGGAUUAUUUCUAUGCGUCAGAAGUAUCUUGGAUCGCAAAAUUCAGUCACCGAUAGAACGGUAAAAAUAUCUGGGAUACCAGGAUCAUUACGAGAUGAAGUGGCACUCGCACGGCACAUUGACCGUUUGAAUAUUGGUGAAGUGGAUUCUGUGUUGAUUGUCAAGGAGUGGCAAAAUCUAAACAAACUAUUCAAAAGAAGGAGAAGAAUAGUUCGAAAAUUAGAGGAAAGUUGGGUUGAAUAUUUUGAAAAAAAUGGGAUAACCAAUAAGAGCGAUUUGAUAUCGUUGCAUCCCCAAGUUGGCGAACUGUAUCGUUUUUCCAAUAGGUAUACUGAUGAUGCAGAAGAAUCACCAGACUGGGGAUCUCAAAAUUCGAACUCUGCACAAGCUUCAAUAAUAGAUCAAGACUCAGAAUCUGUUGAAGGAGAUUCUUCUGACACUUUGAAUCGCUUGUUGAAUGAUGAACUGAGAACAAGACCAAGUCUUCGGAAAGGUUGGUUCGGAUUGUUUGGACCUAAAGUGGAUUCAAUAAACUACUACACCGAUAAAUUGGAGGUCAUAGAUAAAGAGAUUACCAGGGCCAGAACUAGAGAAUAUCCCGCCACUUCGACUGCAUUUCUCACUAUGAAAACCGUGGCUGAAGCACAAAUGUUGGCACAGGCAGUCUUGGAUCCAAAAGUCAAUCAUCUUAUCACCAACUUGGCCCCUGCUCCUCAUGAUAUCCGAUGGGAUAAUUUGUCAUUAACUAGACAAGACAGAAAUACAAAGAUCCUUGCUGUCACGAUAUUUAUUGGUAUAAUGAGUUUGUUGUUGGUUUAUCCAGUCAGAUUUAUGGCUAGUUUUUUAAACACUAAAAGCAUUUCUAAAAUAUGGCCAUCAUUGGGGAAAGCUAUUGAAUCGCAUAAAUGGGCCGAAACUUUGAUUACUGGAUUAUUGCCAACUUAUUUAUUUACAAUUUUAAAUAUUGUGAUUCCGUUUUUUUAUGUAUGGAUUUCUGAAAAGCAAGGUUAUUUAUCUCAUAGUGAUGAAGAGUUGUCAUCGGUAUCCAAGAACUUUUUCUAUAUAUUUGUGAACUUAUUUUUGGUUUUCACAACUUUUGGUACCGCCUCUUUUGUUGAUACGACCAAAAUUGCAUUUGAUUUAGCAAGAUCACUCAGAGAUUUGUCAAUGUUCUAUGUUGACUUAAUAAUUCUACAAGGAUUGGGUAUAUUCCCAUUCAAAUUAUUAUUGGUGGGGAACUUACUUCGCUUUUUAGUGAAUUCAUUAUUUAGGUGCAAGACCCCAAGAGAUUACUUGAAUUUGUACAAACCGCCAGUUUUCAAUUUUGGUCUACAAUUACCACAACCAAUAUUGAUAUUUAUUAUUACGUUGGUAUACUCGGUAAUGUCUUCGAAGAUAUUAACUGCAGGGUUACUAUAUUUUAUUAUUGGUUAUUUUGUGAGCAAAUACCAAUUGCUUUAUGCUUGUGUUCAUCCUCCACACUCAACGGGCAAAGUUUGGCCAAUAAUUUUCCGAAGAAUCAUAUUAGGGUUAUUUCUUUUUCAAAUCACAAUGGUUGGCACAUUAGCAUUACAAGAUGCAAUCACAUGUGCUACUUUCUUGGCACCAUUGCCGUUUUUGACACUUUACUUUUGGUGGAGUUUCCAUAAACAAUAUAUUCCCUUGUCAACAUUCAUUGCCUUGAGAGCAAUUGAAAGCAAUGAAAAUAUCAACCCUACUGAUUUGGAGCAAAUCAUUGAAAACAACAAUAAUAAAACUCUUGACGAAAGAAGGGAAUUGAACACUAAAUACGAAUACCCCAAUCUAGUUAAUGAUUUAGACGGGCCAAUGAUUGCAUUGGAUGGUGAAGAUGUAUUGAUAGUUAAUCGAGAUGGUACAACUGUACGGAAACCACCUCAAUAUUUCAGUUCAGAAUGGGACUAUUAA